CGUCUCAGAUUCUUCUCCAUCCCCACAAAAUUCCUCUCUUUAUCAUUCCUUUUUUUUUUUUUUCUGAUUGAUUUCAUCUGCCGAUAAUUUGCAGAAAAAAAAUCAAUGGCUGAAGCCACCUCCGCCCUCUGCUUCUCCACCUUUUCUGCCUCGAUUCCCUUUUCCAAGGAAUCAAUUUCCCCCCCUUCGUCUUCGUUUACUCCCCGGAGAUUCUCUUCUCAGUUCCGGCGACGCCGAUCGCCGUGCCGCGAUUUCGCCCUAAAAGCUUCCGGAUCACCUCAUUUCCUCGGCGACGAUGCUUUCGGAUUUUACCCCUGGGAAAAUUCCGACUCCGCUGAAUCAUCUAUAAAGUGGGUAGCAGAGGAUAAAGUGACAUUGUUUACAUCUGAUGGGUUGAUCCAAAUUGGUGGGAAUCUUGUUCCCCGCCGUGUUUCUUCCGAUGAUAAGAAACAAGGGAAGGCGAAAAUCUCACAAAGAUCUAAACGGUUUCAAGAAAGCAAUUACAUGGACUCAAACCAGAGCCUGUGUCUUGGUGCACUUUUUGAUAUUGCGGCAACAAACGGUCUUGAUACGAGCAGACGUCUUUGUAUCUUUGGUUUCUGUCGCUCCAUUGAGAUGCUUUGUGAUGUUGUAGAAGACACUGUCUUGGAGCAUGGUGGAGAGGUUGUGGCGGCAGAAAAGGGGAGCAAGGGGGGUUUGCACGAAAAGCUGACUAUGACUGUUGCAGUGCCGUUGCUUUGGGGGGUCCCACCAGCAUCCGAGACUCUUCGCUUUGCAGUUAAGAAUGGAGGUGGAAUUGUCGACAAGGUCUAUUGGCAAUGGCAUUUCCUGUAAAUAAAACCUUUCUGACCAUCUUCGGUUCGUUUGGUUCUUUCUCGUAAAUAUUGUUGACUGAUUUUUUAUGUAUAAAAUGUGAAAAUGUAAUCAACUCUAUGCUCCUUGUUUGUUAAUAUAAUUCUAUCACCAUUCUUGCUUU
Molecule: messenger RNA, 976 nt
Organism: Erythranthe guttata (spotted monkey flower)
Lineage: Eukaryota; Viridiplantae; Streptophyta; Magnoliopsida; Lamiales; Phrymaceae
Product: D-tagatose-1,6-bisphosphate aldolase subunit
Source: RefSeq, a predicted model, not a curated record